Tarenaya hassleriana is the source of this 1681-nucleotide messenger RNA. RefSeq names its product NAC domain-containing protein 8-like. Gene Ontology annotation, molecular function: transcription cis-regulatory region binding; DNA-binding transcription factor activity. The transcript has 7 exons. Gene Ontology annotation, cellular component: nucleus. Gene Ontology annotation, biological process: regulation of DNA-templated transcription. The record is from RefSeq and is a predicted model, not a curated record. The coding region runs from base 236 to 1345 and encodes 369 amino acids. Lineage: Eukaryota; Viridiplantae; Streptophyta; Magnoliopsida; Brassicales; Cleomaceae.
UCAACCGAGGUUGAGGAUUUUCAAUUGUGUUCUUGAGAAGCUACUCCCGAAGAUUAGGUCUGGAGUAGACGAGCCUAUCAUAACUGCACUUCCCGCUCAUACACACUCGCUCUCUCUCUACCUCCCGUUUUUUCUUCACGCGUUCUCUCUCUCUCUAUUAGUCCUCUUGACUUAGCCUAGUGGAGAACCAAAAAACACAAGCUCUCUCUCUCUCCAUCCCUCUGUGUCGGAUUCAAUGGCGAGGGCCUGGAUUGUGGAUGGGCCUGGGAUUGCGAUGAAAGUGAAGAAUGCUUCUGUCUCAAAAGGCUCAUACUACAAAGACUGCGGUGCUUAUAUCGAAUGCCCCAACUGCACUCAUCGCAUUGACAACACCAAUGUGCUGAUGCCAUGGCCAGGCCUACCAAAAGGGGUCAAAUUUGAGCCAACGGACGAAGAGAUCAUUGAGCAUUUGGAGGCUAAGUGUGGGAUUGAUGGAUUAGAACCUCAUGUGCUUCUCGAGGAAUUCAUCCGUCCCGUCACUGAAGAUGUUGGAAUCAACUACACUCACCCAGAAAAUCUUCCAGGUGCUAACAAAGACGGAGUCAGCAUCUUCUUCUUUCACAAGACGGUGCAGGCAUAUGGAACCGGACAAAGGAAGCGCAGACGGAUCACACCCACCGGUCUGAACGACGAACCAGUUCGCUGGCACAAGACGGGCAGGACCAAACCAGUGAUGCUAAAUGGAGUCCAGAAGGGCUGCAAGAAGAUCAUGGUGCUGUACAAGAGCGCGAGGAAGGGAUCGAAACCUGAGAAGUCGAACUGGGUUCUACACCAGUACCAUCUGGGAACUGAGGGAAAUGAUAUAGGAGAAUAUGUCAUUUCAAAGAUCAGUUAUCAGCAGCAGAAGCAUGGGGAGAAGAAUGUGGGAGAAGAGGAAGUUCCUGAAGAGGGUGAGCAUUCAAGGGCUCAUGGCAGUCCGAGAACGCCAAAUACGAAAACUCCUACUCCACCGAGACCUGUAAACACCAUUUCUGGAGUUGGAGAAGCUUUCGAUGCCACAAAGAUGCUUGAUCCGCUUGUUCAGGGACUGGAGAACAUUCCAGAAGCUUCUUCUGAGUCAACCUGGUCGGCUGGAGCUGUGGAGGAUUCUAACAUGAACCGUAUCGAAGAUAACUUGAAGUGCAAGGAACACAUUGAGGACAAUCCGACUUCUGGAGUUGAAAAUGCCAACUUGUUCGGAGAACUUGAGCUUGAAUCGGGAAACUUUGCGAUUUCAGAUCUGGAGAACGCAGAUCUUGGAUCCCCACCUGAAUUCCUAUCCUUAGCUUCUCAGGACAGUUUGCUAAAUUGGCUGGGAUGGCUGUGAAGAUUCCUCGCAGCGAAAUAAGAACCCUAUCAUGGCGAAGAAGAAGCAUUGUAAAUAAAUAAAAGUAUCCGCCUUUCAGCUGAAGCCGUGUUUCUCUGUUGUUUUUCUUCAGCAAGGCCUCGAGUGAUCAGUUUCGGAGACACCCAGGGUUUUCCCCGAUUUUCCCGGAAUAUUCACGGAAUUUCCGGGAAUCUUUGUUUAUGGCACUCUUUUAAAUCAUUCCCAGAAACUGUUGAUCGUUUGAUUAUUUUGUGGUUUUGUUUCAUGUAAUCAAUGUUAUGUUUUCUUUGUCGUUGAACAAUUAGAUAAAUAUUCUGCAAGACUGUAAGAAGAAUC